This is a messenger RNA of Chironomus riparius, 2217 nucleotides long. Lineage: Eukaryota; Metazoa; Arthropoda; Insecta; Diptera; Chironomidae. The record is from the annotation of a GenBank genome assembly.
AUUAAAAACAAUUGUGUAAUAAAGAUAAGAAAAGUAGUUUUUAAAGCUUCAUAAGUGCUCCCAUUGACAACAUACCACAUUAUAAAUUUUUGAUUGCUAGGAAUUCAAUAAAUUGACAAAUACUUAUCAGUUAAAAGCAAGUCAUUGCUUUGAAAUUAUUAUCAAAAAAUUGACAGCUUGAAGUGUUUAAAGAUACGCAUUGAAAAUGGCAAGAACAAAACGAAAAUAUCUGGUUGCUCACCACCCUCAUCAUACGCAUCAUCAUCAUAGUCAUCAUCACAAUCAUCACCAUCCGCAUAGAGCACAAGAUCAAAAUCAACAGUCAUCGAUACCACCAGUCGACUUAGAAAUGUCGAAAAUACAAGAUAUAGAGGAGGGACAGAAAAUUGUAAUGCAGUCACAAAAUAACAAUCAUGUGAUUCACAAUGAGACGAAUGGAAGCAACAGUGCACCUAAAAUAUGGCUAUAUCUAAUAAAGCACUGGCCAGUUGCAUCGCAACCGAUUGCAUUGGUGAUAAUUUUCCUCUUAAGCUGGGGCAUUGCUUCAUCCUUAUUUCCGGGUCAGGUUUAUAUUCAUUCAACCAUAAUGCGAAUAAUCUUUCUUUUCAUCGGUGGACAAGCAUGCGGAUAUUUGGUUAGUUUCGUUGGCUUGCCAGAUAUGCUUGGAAUGAUUGGAUUCGGUGUUCUUUAUAAAAACAUUGGUGUCGGAUACUUUGAUGGUUAUGAGAAGCUUGAAGCGGCUUUGCGAGAGAUGGCAUUAGUCAACAUUAUGCUGCUGGCAGGUCUGGGCCUCGAUCUCGAUGCAUUGAAGGCACUAUUUGGUAUCAUAAUGAGAUUAACACUCAUUCCAACGGCAACAGAAGUCGCAGUUAUUGCUGUAUGUGUACAUUAUUUAUUAAAUUUUCCAUGGCUGUGGGGUAUACUAUUAGGCCUGGUAGUGACGGCAAUUUCACCUAAUGUUGUCGUUACUAUUUUAUUAAAACUGAAAGAGGAACGUUUAGGCUUAAAUAAAGGAAUUCAUACAGUCAUUAUAGCCGUAACCAGUUGCAAUGAUGUCAUCGCAAUUUUUCUAUUUGGCGUUCUACUCGGAAUCGCAUUCUCGACAGGCAAUUUAACUCAUCAAUUAUUGCAAGGACCAGUUGGCAUUGUUAUGGGCUGCGUAUUCGGUGCUGUGUCUGGCUUGGUGAUUCUCAAAUUUCCAUCUGAUAAAUCGAAAUAUGCAAAUGGCUUACGCUUUACAACGAUCGUCCUUUGUGGAGCUUUAUCAGUGAUGGGAAGUAAAUAUCUAGAAUAUCCAAGUGCAGGUGCUCUCGGUUGUAUAUCAGCAAGUUUCGUUGCCGGUACAGGAUGGAGACGUCGUCAACUAAAAGACCCAACAUUUACAACAGAAGUUGGAACUUAUUUAGAUUUAUUAUGGAAGUUCUUGAAGCCAGUGUCAUUUAGUUUAAUCGGAAAGGAAGUUGACUUUAAAGUGUUGGAUGGCAACAUCGUUUUAUAUGGAAUGAUAGCACUUCUUGCUGGUGUUGCCAUUCGUCUUGUGUCCGGUUAUUUUUCAUUUUGUGGUGGCAAUAUGAACACUAAGGAGAAAGCUUACAUUACUUUGUCUGGAUUCCCGAAGGCAACAGUUCAAGCUGCUCUAGGACCCGUUGCAUUAGAUUUGGCACGAUCCCAAAAAUCAGACGAUGCAACUUACUCGCUGGCAAACAGUGUACUUGUCAUAUCGGUCUUGGCAAUCAUUUCAACUGCUCCAUUAGGAGCUUUGUUGAUGACAAAAUUAGCACCAAAGUGGCUGAAGAAGGAAAACGCCAACGAUGAGGAAUUAUAACAUGUUUAAUUUAAUUUAAUGAGAAUUUUUUUGAAGCUCCUCCCACUCUUGCUGCUUUUAAUUAAGUUUUCUUGUUCUUUAUCCUGCUAAAUGAUGUUGAUGAUCAUAUUCAUCUCGUGAUUUGGUACUUAGAUGAAAAAUGUUAGGGAUAAAUUCGUGUGGGGUACUUAAGCUCUUGAGUCUUAUAUUUAUGGAAUUUUUAUGAUGUGGAUUGUAUGUAGUUAAAUAUAUAUUUUUUGAUAGAUUAAAUUUUAAAGUUUUGUUGAAACUUAAUUGACGCAUGAAGUUCACUUUUAAAAUAAGUACAAGCUUUUAAUUUAUAGUCUUUAAAAUGACAUUUUGGGUACUUAAUAUUCAAGAUUUUUAAUAGUUUUAAUUUCUUAAAUAUAUUU